This is a messenger RNA of Alternaria alternata, 1413 nucleotides long. Its product is annotated as NAD(P)-binding protein. Gene Ontology annotation, molecular function: nucleotide binding. NCBI's taxonomy places the organism in Eukaryota, Fungi, Ascomycota, Dothideomycetes, Pleosporales, Pleosporaceae. The annotation marks the transcript as partial. The transcript has 2 exons. The record is from RefSeq and is a predicted model, not a curated record.
CAUCAACGUCCUCUAACAUGGCAAUCACACGUUAGGUUGGCCACGUCUCGCGACGCGGGCCGUCUGCUCCUUUAGGCACCGGUAGCACGAUGGAGGGGCAAGAGUGGGGUUGAGAUGCGGCGCUUUGCCCGAAGUUCGGUGGGUGUCAUGACGUUGGAGCUCUGCAGCUACAAAGGUCAACCUGUUGACGCCGCUAAGCGCUCCUCGCCGCUGAAUUCACAAUCUCACCUUGGAUCUACUGGGAGACUACCAAACCGUUCAUCUACGCCAUGUCAUCACCAAAGACCGUCCGCUGGGGUAUCCUCGCUACUGGAGGCAUCGCCGUCACCUUCACCAAGGAUCUGCUUUGCGACCCUACCACACGUGGCGUCAAGCACCUGAAGCACACCGUCGUCGCUGCCGCUUCGUCGUCGUCGGAAUCGCGCGCCAAAGACUUCUUGAAGGAGGUGGGCGCACCCUCGGAAGCAAAGGCAUAUGGCUCCUACGAGGAGUUCGUAAAGAACCCAGACAUCGACAUCGUAUACAUUGCUACACCGCACUCGCACCACUACCAGAAUGCCAUGCUUUGCUUGGAGGCCGGCAAGAACGUGCUGUGCGAGAAGGCUUUCACGGUCAAUGCCGCCCAGGCGCGCAAGCUGGCUGAGGUCGCAAGGUCCAAGAACCUCUUCCUGAUGGAGGCUGUAUGGACGCGCUACUUCCCACUGUCCAUCUACGUCCGCGAGCAAAUCACGUCCGGUCGCAUCGGACCCAUCACACGCGUCAUUUCCGACAACAGCAUGGCGCUCGACCCCGAGAACAACUUCCCAGACGGCAAGAACCGCAUGGUGAACCCUGACCUGGCGGGUGGCGCCCUGCUCGACCUUGGUAUUUACGCCCUUACCUGGGUCUUCCAAACCAUCUACCAUACUCAGCCCGAGAACUCGCGCCAGCCGCCCAAGCUACAGGCUUUUGUCAAGACCUAUGAGCCUACUGGCAAGGCCGACGAGCACAGCACCAUGAUCCUCCAAUUCCCACGUUCGAAAGAUCAAGGUGGCGAGGUCCAUGCCGUAGCUACAACCUCGCUCCGCGUCGCAACAGCCCCAGGAGGAAACCAGGACCUACCUUUCGUCCGCAUCCAAGGACCCAAGGGUGAGAUUCAAGUCUUUGGACACUCUUUCCGACCCCUCUCCGUCAGGAUCAUCGAUUCAGAAGGCAAGGCUGAGUCGAAAGAGUUUCCCAUCCCAGGCCCAGGUAAGGGAAGCGGCUGGUACAAUGGCUUCGGUGGCUCACUGCAAUCAGAAGGCGAAGGUCAGGGCAUGUUCUGGGAAGCGGAUGAGGCUGCGGAUGCGAUUAUCAACGGCAGGAAAGAGGGCAGGUUCCUUGGCCUUGAUGAGAGUGUGUUAAUCAUGGAGGUCAUGGAUGAGGUGAGGAAGC